GCUCUUCACUUCUUGGGGGCUUUUUAAAACAGCGCCACUGGGGUCUUCUCCAUGCGGCUCGUGCUAUGACAGCCUCCGUGCUCCUCCACCCCCGCUGGAUCGAGCCCACCGUCAUGUUUCUCUACGACAACGGCGGCGGCCUGGUGGCCGACGAGCUCAACAAGAACAUGGAAGGGGCGGCGGCGGCGGCGGCGGCGGCAGCGGCGGCUGCGGCCGGGGCCGGGGGCGGGGGCUUCCCCCACCCGGCGGCUGCGGCCGCGGGGGGCAACUUCUCGGUGGCUGCGGCGGCCGCAGCGGCCGCGGCGGCCGCAGCCAACCAGUGCCGCAACCUGAUGGCGCACCCGGCGCCCCUGGCGCCCGGCGCUGCGGCCGCCUACAGCAGCGCGCCCGGGGAGGCGCCCCCGUCGGCCGCCGCCGCCGCUGCCGCCGCCGCCGCCGCUGCAGCAGCGGCGGCGGCGGCGUCGUCCUCGGGAGGACCGGGCCCGGCGGGCCCAGCGGGCGCUGAGGCCGCCAAGCAGUGCAGUCCCUGCUCGGCGGCGGCGCAGAGCUCGUCGGGGCCCGCAGCGCUGCCCUACGGCUAUUUCGGCAGCGGCUACUACCCUUGCGCCCGCAUGGGCCCGCACCCCAACGCCAUCAAGUCGUGCGCGCAGCCCGCCUCGGCCGCCGCUGCCGCCUUCGCGGACAAGUACAUGGACACCGCCGGCCCCGCGGCCGAGGAGUUCAGCUCCCGCGCCAAGGAGUUCGCCUUCUACCACCAGGGCUACGCGCCCGGGCCUUACCACCACCAUCAGCCCGUGCCUGGCUACCUGGAUAUGCCGGUGGUGUCGGGCCUCGGGGGCCCCGGAGAGUCGCGCCACGAGCCCCUGGGUCUUCCCAUGGAAAGCUACCAGCCCUGGGCGCUGCCCAACGGCUGGAACGGCCAAAUGUACUGCCCCAAAGAGCAGGCGCAGCCUCCCCACCUCUGGAAGUCCACUCUGCCCGAUGUGGUCUCUCAUCCCUCAGACGCCAGCUCCUACAGGAGGGGGAGAAAGAAGCGUGUCCCUUACACCAAGGUGCAAUUAAAAGAACUCGAACGGGAAUACGCUACAAACAAAUUCAUUACCAAGGACAAACGGAGGCGGAUAUCAGCCACCACGAAUCUCUCCGAGCGGCAGGUUACAAUCUGGUUCCAGAACAGGAGGGUCAAAGAGAAAAAAGUUAUCAACAAACUGAAGACCACUAGUUAAUGGAUUAAAAGUGGAGCUAGAGGGCAACUUGAAGAAAUGCUUCAGAACUCGUUGCUUUGUCCAGAUAAUGAUUAUAAUGCUAAUAAUAAUUGAAGAAUGGGAAAGAGAAAGAGAGAUACUGGCAUUUUGCUUUCCUAAGGGGGAUCUUUUUCUCCUGUGGAAUCUACAGUUCUUUUAAAACUUUACUUUAAGAAAUGGUAAAGACUGCCAGUUCUCCCGCCAACCCCACCAGACCGUUAAAUGACAAACUCUAGAGUCAAACAUCAACCCUGAAAUACGCAAUUUCAGAUAAGUUACACAUUUACUGAAAUCUUGUAAGUAUUUAUGUGACCGUUAUAUUUUAGGACACUAUGUUAUAUGAUAAUAAUCCGAAAGUUGGUUACAAAUGCAAGAGGCUGUUGUAAACAUAUGCUUGUCCUUGGGUCACCAUCACCAUCCCCUUUGCAUGUUAAGUGACUGCUCAGGUAAAUCUUAGUGAAAGUCCUACCAUUGUUGUAUAUUCUGCAAAACAUGUCAUGUAUAGAUUUAGAAAGGAAAGGAGAAGAAGGUACUGAAAUAAUGAUCUUGGACUAUUUACUAUGAAGGGGCAAAGGGAGAGAAAGCUCUUCCGAGGAUCAUUUGUCUUGGUAGUAAAUACAACCAGCUGAGUGAGCCUUUGAGGCUACAGGGGAACCCCAGGUUGGGAAUGUCCUUCUGAUAAUAAUUUUUACUUGCUUAUGACAAGAUUUUUUGUGGCAUUUCGACAAUAUUUUCCGCCCCAAUAUAAUCUACUUUUCAAAGGAUUUGAUAGCUUUAAAAAAUAUUUAAAGCAGCAGAUAAUUCACAGAAUUCACUUUGUGUCAGAUCUCCUGAGAGGUCCUACCCUAACAUGGUGGCCUUUGGUUUGAAUACAAUUAAUUUUUCAUUUAAAUUGAUAUUUCCCAAUACUUACUAAACAUAUUGCUGGAGAAAUAAUUUUCCUUUUUUAUUUUUUAGAAAAGUCAGAAUGGAAAUCCAUUCCCCUGAGACAGUUAGAUGUUUACUUUCUAUAUUUUGAUCUAUUAAGGGAUUAGUAUUUUUUCCUUGUUUAUUGUGUUAUGAGACUGCAUUAGAAAGUUUAGGGAUUCAUCUUCACAGCACAUCUUUAAUCAAGCAGUUAUUUCAACCAGCACAUUCAUUUUGUUCAUAUUCACUAUAAAAUGCUAUCUUGUAAAUAAAGACAUUCAGCACACUGUGAAAAUGUAUUUGUGCACCUGCUUUUCAAAUAUUUCUACUAAAAAUAAUAGUAAAAAAAACCCCAACUUAGACCUGUAGAUAGUUGAUAUAGUGGUAUUAAUUAUGUUAAUAAAAUAGUCACUGCCAUUAAAAUCUGAAGGAAAUACUCGUUAUUUUCCUAUGCUAAACAUGCACUGCACAGAAAGAAAAGGAGCAGGUUUGUCCUAUACAAACCAAGGACCAUUCUUUUCUAUUAUUAUUCAGUUUUGUUUUGUUUUGUUUUUUUGGCUACAAAUUUUUCAGGCAAAAGGAGAAAUCCCUCACAACUAAAAUCCUAAAAAUUUAGAUAAGUGCUUCAAGAAGGUUAAAGUGUCAGGUAUUCUAAAAGGGAGAGAAAAGAAAGGAGGAAGAGAUAAUAUAAAUUCCCAGGCUCCCUGUGGAAAAUGAAAACCAGUUGUUUAGUAUCAGCGAUGCCCAGGCUGUCGUAUUUUAAAGUCUGCUGUUGGGUCUGCAUGUGUCUGAGAGGGCAGGUUUUGAUAUUUGUUGAAAUGACAGGACUAGGAAAGGCCUUAAACCUUGACCUUGAUGAAAAAAAGACAAUUUGUGACCUUGACUUUUGACAGCUCAUGAAUUGGCCUCGGCUGGAUUAGUAGAUCAAGGGCGCCACCUCGCGUUGACAAGCUUCCUUGUAAUUCUUCAGCUUCAAGGGAAUCAAAAGGUCUUACCUCCUUGACUCCUUGUUUUAGAGAUUUAGUACUCAUUUCUUUGGCUCCAGAUGGAGCAAAUUUGAAUAUAUGUAAGUUAUACAUGUGCCUGUAUAUAUGUGAAUAUAUAUCAUAUGUGUAUACAUGUAUGCAUUUGCAUAUCAGUGCUUGUGUGUGCUUGUAUAUGUAUUUUUAGAAUCUGUACAGAUGUAGUAUCAUUAAUUACUGAUGA
Molecule: messenger RNA, 3356 nt
Organism: Balaenoptera acutorostrata (minke whale)
Lineage: Eukaryota; Metazoa; Chordata; Mammalia; Artiodactyla; Balaenopteridae
Gene: HOXA13
Product: homeobox A13
Exons: 2
Coding region: 66-1226 (386 amino acids)
Biological process (GO): regulation of transcription by RNA polymerase II
Molecular function (GO): DNA-binding transcription factor activity, RNA polymerase II-specific; RNA polymerase II cis-regulatory region sequence-specific DNA binding
Source: RefSeq, a predicted model, not a curated record